UAAGAGAGAAAGUGGAAGAGUGUGUGCAAGCGUUUCUGGGCUAUCCGCAAAACCCACAACUCACUGUUCACGAAAUCACAACACGAUUUAGCAAACACAAGCGUGGUUUGCUAGAGGCAAUAUGUCAGCAAAGGAGAGAAAGAAGGAGGAGGUCGUAGAGGAUAGAAAGGAGCAAAAGGUUCCUUUGCUGAAGCUCUUCUCAUUUGCUGACUUUUAUGAUUGUGCCUUAAUGGCGGUUGGAUCUGUUGGGGCAUGUGUUCAUGGUGCAUCUGUGCCUGUUUUCUUUAUCUUCUUUGGAAAGAUGAUCAAUGUCAUAGGCAUGGCUUACCUUUAUCCCAAAGAAGCUUCCCAUCAAGUUGCCAAGUAUUCGUUGGAUUUCGUGUAUCUAAGUACAGUAAUAUUGUUUUCAUCUUGGACAGAGGUGGCUUGUUGGAUGCAUACUGGGGAACGUCAAGCAGCGAAGAUGAGGAUGGCAUAUUUAAGGUCAAUGUUGAAUCAAGAUAUAAGUCUUUUUGAUACCGAGGCAUCAACCGGAGAAGUCAUCUCUUCUAUUACAAGUGACAUCAUCGUUGUUCAAGAUGCACUAUCCGAGAAGGUAGGGAACUUCAUGCACUACAUAAGCCGAUUUAUAGCGGGCUUUAUCAUUGGCUUUGUGAGAGUAUGGCAGAUCAGUUUAGUGACACUUGCAAUUGUACCCUUGAUUGCCCUUGCUGGAGGUCUUUAUGCAUACGUGACGUUUGGGCUGGUGGCAAAAGUUCGGAAAGCUUAUGUCAGGGCUGGUGAAAUCGCUGAAGAGGUGUUAGGCAAUGUCAGAACGGUACAGGCAUUUGCAGGAGAAGAAAGAGCAGUAAGAUUAUACAAAGAGGCUCUGAUGAACACAUAUAGAAAUGGUCGAAAAGCAGGUUUGGCAAAGGGUUUGGGACUUGGCUCUAUGCAUUGUGUCCUUUUUCUAUCAUGGGCUCUGCUUGUUUGGUUCAAUAGCAUUGUUGUUCACAAAAAUAUUGCCAAUGGGGGGGAGGCUUUCACUACCAUGCUCAAUGUUGUGAUCUCUGGCCUGUCACUUGGACAGGCAGCACCAGAUAUUUCUGCGUUUAUCCGAGCAAAGGCAGCAUCAUAUCCCAUUUUUGAAAUGAUAGAGAGGGACACAAUGAACAAAAUAAGCUCAGAAAUUGGUAAAACAUUGAGCACAUUGGAGGGUCACAUCCAAUUUAAUGAUGUCUAUUUCAGUUACCCAUCUCGUCCUGAUGUAGUUGUCUUCAACAACCUUUGUCUUGAUAUUCCUUCAGGGAAAAUUUUAGCUCUUGUGGGGGGAAGUGGUUCUGGAAAGAGCACCUUUAUAUCAUUGAUUGAGCGCUUCUAUGAACCACUUUCUGGUCAAAUACUAUUAGAUGGGAAUAAUAUCAAGGAUCUUGAUCUCAAAUGGCUUAGACACCAAAUUGGGCUAGUUAAUCAAGAACCUGCACUUUUUGCUACAAGCAUUAGGGAGAACAUAUUGUAUGGAAAAGAUGAUGCUACUCUUGAAGAACUAAAUCAUGCUAUGCAGCUAUCUGAUGCUCAAUCUUUCAUUAACAAUCUUCCUGAUGGAUUAGAUACUCAGGUUGGUGAGAGAGGGAUACAAUUAUCAGGGGGACAGAAGCAAAGAAUUGCAAUAUCUCGUGCUAUAGUUAAGAAUCCAUCAAUACUUUUGUUGGAUGAAGCAACCAGUGCACUAGAUUCAGAGUCCGAGAAGAGUGUACAAGAGGCACUUGAUCGUGUCAUGGUUGGUAGAACAACUGUGAUAGUGGCACACAGACUUUCUACCAUUAGGAAUGCAGAUAUGAUUGCUGUUGUUCAGGAAGGGAGGGUCGUGGAAAUUGGCAACCAUGAGGUGCUCAUUUCCAACCCAAAUAAUGUAUAUGCAUCUCUUGUUCAAAUCCAGGAGGCAGCCUCUUUGCAAGGACAUCCUUCUAAGGAUCCUUGCUUGGAACUGUCAUCAAGCAUAAUGCAGUCAAGAGAAUUAUCCUGUACAACAAGCUUCGGGGCUAGUUUUCGUUCAGAUAAAGAAUCCAUUGGCCAUUCUUGUGCUGAUGAAAUAGAAAGUGAUGGAAAGUCAAGACAUGUCUCAGCAAGAAGACUAUAUUCAAUGAUUGGUCCUGAUUGGUUUUAUGGGGUUUUUGGAACCUUGUGUGCAUUUGUUGCUGGAGCUCUGAUGCCACUUUUUGCUCUCGGAAUCACUCACUGUCUUGUAGCAUAUUACAUGGACUGGGAUAUAACACGUCAUGAAGUUAAAAAAAUUGCUUUCCUCUUCUGUGGAGGAGCAGUUGCAGCUAUCACUGCCUAUUCCAUUGAACAUCUUUCUUUUGGAAUCAUGGGCGAGAGACUUACCCUUCGUGUGAGAGAAAUUAUGUUUUCUGCUAUUUUGAAGAAUGAAAUUGGCUGGUUUGAUAAUACGAGCAACACAAGUUCUAUGCUUUCAUCACGUUUAGAGACUGAUGCAACUUUAUUAAGAACUAUAGUUGUUGAUCGUUCUACCAUUCUCUUACAAAAUGUUGGUCUGGUUGUUUCAUCAUUCAUCAUUGCCUUCAUUUUGAACUGGAGGAUGACACUUGUUGUUUUGGCCACAUAUCCUUUGAUCAUUAGUGGUCACAUUAGCGAGAAACUUUUCAUGCAAGGCUUUGGUGGCAACCUAAGUAAAGCAUAUCUAAAAGCCAACAUGUUGGCUGCGGAGGCAGUGAGUAAUAUACGCACUGUUGCAGCAUUUUGUUCUGAAGAAAAGAUCCUUGAACUUUAUGCUGCUGAGCUUGUUGAACCUUCCAAGCAUUCGUUCAGACGGGGCCAAAUUGCUGGCAUAUUCUAUGGCAUUUCCCAGUUCUUUAUUUUCUCAUCUUAUGGCCUUGCCUUAUGGUAUGGAUCUGUCUUGAUGCAAAAGGAGCUUGCUAGUUUCAAAUCAAUUAUGAAGUCGUUUAUGGUUUUGAUCGUAACAGCACUAGCUAUGGGGGAGACUUUGGCACUAGCACCAGACCUUUUGAAAGGGAAUCAAAUGGUUGCAUCAGUUUUCGAAGUGAUGGAGAGAAGGACAAGAAUAAUAGGUGAUGCUGGAGAAGAGUUGGAGAUAGUUGAAGGAACAAUUGAUCUAAAAAGAAUCCAUUUCAGCUACCCUUCAAGGCCAGAGGUUGUUAUUUUUAAUGAUUUCAAUCUAACAGUGCCCUCAGGAAAGAGCAUUGCUUUGGUGGGGCAUAGUGGUUCUGGCAAAAGCUCUGUCAUCUCCCUUAUACUCAGAUUUUAUGAUCCAACAUCUGGGAAGGUGAUGAUUGAUGGAAAAGACAUCAAGAAACUCAAUUUGAAAUCCCUUAGGAAGCAUAUUGGUCUUGUGCAACAAGAACAAGCUCUUUUUGCAACAUCAAUUUAUGAAAAUAUUCUAUACGGGAAGGAAGGAGCAUCUGAAUCAGAAGUAAUUGAAGCAGCUAAACUUGCCAAUGCUCAUAAUUUUAUUAGUGGUCUUCCUGAGGGCUACAACACCAAAGUUGGUGAGAGAGGAGUUCAACUAUCUGGUGGCCAGAGACAAAGGGUAGCUAUUGCUAGAGCUGUUUUGAAAAACCCUAAAAUCUUGCUACUAGAUGAAGCCACUAGUGCACUGGAUGUGGAGUCAGAACGUGUGGUACAACAAGCUUUAGACAAAUUGAUGCAGAACAGAACAACAAUUAUGGUUGCACAUAGGUUAUCCACAAUAAGAAAUGCAGACCAAAUAUCAGUUUUACAGGAUGGGAAGAUAAUUGAGCAAGGGACUCAUUCAAGUCUUGUAGAGAACACAAGUGGAGCAUACUUCAAAUUAGUCAGCCUUCAACAACAACAACAGUAUGUACAAGAACAUGAUGGAUGACAUAACGAAAAGACUAAUGAAUUUUCUUAUACUAUAAGUAAUUUUUUUUAAUCACCCCUUUUACAGAGAUGGUGUUUG
Gastrolobium bilobum is the source of this 3937-nucleotide messenger RNA. Its product is annotated as ABC transporter B family member 2-like. The transcript has 13 exons. The coding region runs from base 122 to 3859 and encodes 1245 amino acids. The record is from RefSeq and is a predicted model, not a curated record. Gene Ontology annotation, molecular function: ABC-type transporter activity; ATP hydrolysis activity; ATP binding. Lineage: Eukaryota; Viridiplantae; Streptophyta; Magnoliopsida; Fabales; Fabaceae. Gene Ontology annotation, biological process: transmembrane transport. Gene Ontology annotation, cellular component: membrane.